Papilio machaon (common yellow swallowtail) is the source of this 1503-nucleotide messenger RNA. RefSeq names its product carboxypeptidase B-like. The record is from RefSeq and is a predicted model, not a curated record. Gene Ontology annotation, molecular function: zinc ion binding; metallocarboxypeptidase activity. Bases 18 to 1325 code for a protein of 435 amino acids. NCBI's taxonomy places the organism in Eukaryota, Metazoa, Arthropoda, Insecta, Lepidoptera, Papilionidae. The transcript has 7 exons. Gene Ontology annotation, biological process: proteolysis.
GAUAGAAUUGUAACAACAUGGUGAACAAAUUAUCAUUCAUAAGUAUAGUGUUACUAAUCAGUUUUACAUCAGCUGGUAAAAAUGACGUGUACAGAGGUUUUACAGUUCAUGGUAUAAAACUUAUCGAUCAAUCAGAUGUAAACAUUCUUCGUGAACUUGUUGUAAAUUUGGAUUUGGACGUUUGGUCUCAUGGUGCUGUGGGUUUACGUGAUGCUGUCGUUAUGGUUGCAAAGGAAAAUGAAGCUAAACUUCUUCACCAUUUGGACGAUAAUGGAAUAAAUCAUUACAUCCAUUUAGCAGAUGUUGUUAAAGCACUGGAUGAACAUGACGAAGUCAUAUCCAAAUGGCGACGACGAAGAAGCGGUAAUAUGGUUCCUUUUGAAGAUUACCCUACUUAUGAAGAGGUAAACAAUUAUAUGGAGGGACUUGCGACUCAAUAUCCAAACAUUGUCACUCUUGUGAAUUCAGGACCAAGUUUUGAAGGACGUGAUAUAAAAUACUUAAAGAUAUCGACCACCAAUUUUACGGAUCCCAGUAAGCCUAUUUACUUCAUGGACGCAACGAUGCACUCCCGCGAAUGGGUCACAACUCCAGUUACUCUGUACGCCAUGCACAGAUUGCUUGAGGACCUGAGGAGCGACGAGCGUGAUUUACUGGAGAACGUUGACUGGAUUAUAAUGCCAAUAGUUAAUCCUGAUGGUUAUGUGUUCACACACACUGAUCAACGUCUAUGGCGAAGAACACGUUCAUACAGACCAGAGAUCAGUACGACUUGUUACGGAGUGGACGCUAAUCGAAACUUCAACAUUUCCUUCAACACUAUCGGUGUUUCUUCCAAUCCUUGCUCUGAUAUCUACCCUGGUCCUGCACCGUUCUCAGAAAUAGAAGCUGUAUACAUCCGAGACAUAGUCUUUGAACAUUUAAAUCGUAUACAACUGUAUUUAAAUAUCCAUAGCUAUGGUAAUUUCAUUCUCUUUGGGUAUGAUGAUCUGACACUACCCCCAAAUGCGGUAGAACUACAUUACAUUGGUGCUGUAAUGGGUGCAGCUAUAGAUACCAUCAAAUUACCAAUAGCUCCGCACUAUUUGGUAGGGAACAGUGCGUACCUUUUAUAUCCGGUGUCUGGAAGUGCACAAGAUUAUGUACAGUACGCUGGAGUUCCAUACGCUUACACUCUGGAACUCCCGGAGUUCUCAAGGUACGACUUCCGAGUUCCACCUGAAUAUAUAGAGCAGAUCAACGCAGAGACGUGGAAGGGUAUCGCAGCUUCUGCUCGUGCUAGUACCUUAUUCUAUACACGAAGAUAUACUCGUAAUUCUGUUUAGUAACUUUGUGAAGUCCCUUUCAAAUAUCUUGGCAGCCCAAGGUCAUCAGCGCGCUGCGCGAGGACACCUCGCCCCUCCCGUAUCACGCUACGUCCUAAAAUUAUGUUGUGUGCAUCGACUCGCUAUAAAUUCAGGGCCGCCAAGUUAUCUGAAAACUAUUGUAAUAGUGUUACUGUAA